Molecule: messenger RNA, 718 nt
Organism: Cornus florida
Lineage: Eukaryota; Viridiplantae; Streptophyta; Magnoliopsida; Cornales; Cornaceae
Product: MFP1 attachment factor 1-like
Exons: 1
Coding region: 43-537 (164 amino acids)
Biological process (GO): lateral root development; mitotic cell cycle
Source: RefSeq, a predicted model, not a curated record
AACACAAUUUUAGCUCAUUACCCAUUUUAGUAUCCUUUCAAAAUGACCGACAAAAACGAAGAGACAAGUCCAGCGGUAGAAGAACAACCAAAACCCUCAACAAUGGCCGAAACCGAACAGCAACAACAUGAGAAGAUGAACGCAUCAUUCAGCAAGAUGAACACUUCAUUCAGCAUUUGGCCUCCGACGCAGCGCACUCGCGAUGCCGUCAUCAACCGCCUCAUCGAAACCCUCUUCGCCCCUUCCGUCCUCUCCAAGCGCUACGGCACCAUCCCCCACGACGAGGCCUCCACCGCCGCCCGCCGCAUCGAGGACGAGGCCUUCUCGACCGCCUCCGCUUCCGCCACCGCCGACGACGACGGCGUGGAGAUCCUCCAGGUCUACUCCAAGGAGAUCAGCAAGCGCAUGCUCGAGCUCGUCAAGUCCAGAUCCGCCUCAGGCUCGGCGGCAGACGGCGACACUGCAUCGCAGUCCUCCGAUGUGGCUCCCACCAUCACCGCCAGUGAGGAAAACUCUACCGUCGAAACUGAAUCUUGAUCUUUCCUAGGGUUUUUUUUAUAGCUUUAUAUGUGUUAUGCUAGCGUUUUGGUCAUUUGAAUUGCUAUCUGUUUGUACUUUUAUGGAUUUCGAAUGGUUAUAUACUAGUAAUAUUGAUACAUGAAUGUGUAGGGUUUUAAAUAUAUUGAGAUCCUGGUAGGAAUGUGCUUCAUUUUCCCCU